Molecule: messenger RNA, 1599 nt
Organism: Cucumis sativus (cucumber)
Lineage: Eukaryota; Viridiplantae; Streptophyta; Magnoliopsida; Cucurbitales; Cucurbitaceae
Product: GDSL esterase/lipase At5g62930
Exons: 9
Coding region: 240-1136 (298 amino acids)
Molecular function (GO): hydrolase activity, acting on ester bonds
Source: RefSeq, a predicted model, not a curated record
AUAUUUAUUUUAAUUAUUUUCACAUUUUAAACGUGGGCUGAUCGGGUUUCUGGGAUCUUCUUCUCCCACCUUAGAAAAUAUCUCAACCACUCUCCCUCUAUCAAUCUCCAGCCUGACGCCCUUCGCCUCACCUCAGACUAGUUGUCGCCGCACGUCCUGCUUCCGGUGUCGUCCUCCCGCUGCCGCCGCUCGCCACAUUUUCAGUAGUGGGGUUGAUUGAAGCGUUGAAAUAACAUACAAUGAGGCCUGAGAUCGUUCUGUUUGGGGAUUCUAUAACUGCACAAUCCUUUGGUUUAGGUGGAUGGGGAGCUGCGCUUGCUGACACUUACUCCCGAAAGGCCGAUGUCAUAGUUCGUGGCUAUGGCGGAUACAAUACUCGGUGGGCUUUAUUUUUACUUCAUCACAUUUUUCCCUUGAACUCAGAUUUGCUAGAACAUUGCAUUAUUGGUUCCCUAGAUACAUUGGAUGCAGGAUUUAGUGGCCCAGAAUCGAUUUGCCUUCACCAAAAUGCCUCAUUACUCGAAGCUCAGUUUACAAGGCAUCCCUCCCACAGCAGGAGUUUCCAGCCUUGCUUCCAUCCCAAAAAUUCCCCAAAGGCCCCCAUUGUCGUGACAAUAUUCUUUGGGGCGAAUGAUGCAGCUGUUUUGGGGAGAACAAGUGAGAAACAACACGUACCUCUUGAAGAGUAUAAGUAUAAUCUUAAAAAAAUGGUAAAUCAUUUGAAGGAGUACUCCCCAACGACGCUGGUGAUACUUAUUACUCCUCCUCCAGUUGAUGAGGAAGGGCGUAACGAAUAUGCACGAUCUCUUUAUGGUGAUAAAGCAAGGGAAUUGCCAGAGAGAACAAAUGAAGUAACUGGACUUUAUGCAAAAGAAUGCCUUGAAUUAGCUAAGGAAAUAGGUCUUCAUGCCAUCGAUUUAUGGUCCAAGAUGCAAGAAACGGAGGGUUGGCAGAAAAAGUUUCUCAGGGAUGGAUUGCAUUUCACACCAGAAGGCAAUGGAGUUUUGCACCAAGAAUUAGAGAAAGUACUCAAUGAAACAUCGGUUGCUGCUGCAAAAAUGCCUCUUGAUUUCCCACAUCACUCAAAGAUUGAUGGCAAAAACCCCGAAAAGGCCUUUCAAUAUCUUUCUUUGUGAUACACUCAUCGUCUUUGUAUCAUGAGGUUGAGGCUCUCUUGCAGAAGUUGAGGCUCUCUUGCAGAAGAUGGUUCAACAAAUUUCAACAUAAAUAUUUGUUUUUUCCCGCUUGGAUCUUAUGAUUCCCGAUCUACAUAUUGGAACGACGCAUCUCCUACUCAUCAAGUUCUGUCAAGAUGGAAAAAUUUUGUGUCUUCAUGAGGGACUCGACCUACUCCUGUAUGAUCCUAUCGCCCACAUGACACAUAAACCUUGACGGAUCAAGAUCCUGACAGCAAAAAACAUAUAGAGGUUUUCUCCAUCCACAUCUCCAACUUUAAUCCUCUUAGCUGAAGGUGCUGUUAUUUGAACCAUGAUUAUCGUUUGUUUUUUUCUUUAGAAAAUAUUAUGUUCAAGUUUUUUCCUCUCUCGUGAUAUCUUCUUUUUACUGUGACAAUAAAGUUGCUAUUUCUUUAGUCCAAAA